Molecule: messenger RNA, 3744 nt
Organism: Callorhinchus milii (elephant shark)
Lineage: Eukaryota; Metazoa; Chordata; Chondrichthyes; Chimaeriformes; Callorhinchidae
Gene: atf2
Product: activating transcription factor 2
Exons: 12
Coding region: 370-1860 (496 amino acids)
Biological process (GO): regulation of transcription by RNA polymerase II
Molecular function (GO): cAMP response element binding; DNA-binding transcription factor activity, RNA polymerase II-specific
Source: RefSeq, a predicted model, not a curated record
GGAAGGAGGCGGAGCCGAGCCGAGCCGAGCCUGGCGAGAUCUCGCGAGUUGUGGGCCAGGAUCCCGUGCGAUUGGCCCUCGGUGAGAAGUCGCCCUGGUGGUAAAUUUGUAAACAACGUGAAAGGGCGAGAGCCGCGGCCUCGGGGGAGGGGUGAGUGAGUGAGUGAGUGAGAGAGAGAGAUAGAUAAUGAUUGUCGCGGCCGGCGGCCCCGGUAUCAAAACAUCAGCACCGAAUCGGGCGGCGGGCACAGGGCCCCGGAGGUGGGUGUGUUCGCGGGCGUUUACACGUUAACAUGGCGACGCUCUCGGUUGCUGUUGUGGGUUCGGCUCGACUGACGAGAAAGAGGGUGAAACGAGGAUCCACUGAACAUGAGUGAUGACAGACCUUUUGUAUGCACCGCUCCUGGAUGUGGCCAGCGCUUCACAAAUGAGGAUCACUUGGCUGUUCACAAGCACAAACAUGAGAUGACAUUAAAGUUUGGUCCAGCACGUAAUGACAGUGUCAUAGUGGCUGACCAAACUCCAACUCCAACUCGUUUCCUUAAGAAUUGUGAAGAGGUAGGGUUAUUUAAUGAGCUGGCAAGUCCAUUUGAACAUGAGUUUAAGAAGGCUUCAGAAGAUGACAUCAAAAAGAUGCCUUUGGAUAUGUCACCGCUUGCAUUACCACCAGUUAGAGCUAAAGUAGAGGAAACAGCCACUGUGGAAACCACUCAUCAGAACAGUCCCCUGCCUCACCCGGAGUCAACCACCAAUGACGAAAAGGAUGCUUCAUUGCAACAGACGGCACAGUCAACAUCAACUAUUCGUUCAGCAUCAUUACAAGUUCCUAAUUUGCUACUCGCCAAUUCUGAAGCUAGUGUUGUCAUACAACAUACUUUGCCCUCUCCAACUUCCACCUCUGUCAUUACACAGGUUCCAUCCACAAACAGAAAUAUAGUACCAGUAACGGGUUCAGUUCCUCUCUUGCUGCAGCUGCCUAAUGGACAGACCAUGCCUGUCACCAUUCCUGCUUCACUCUCAAACCCAUCUGUACGUAUUCUUACAACAGUUCCAAUCGUCAGGCCUAUCACCAUGGUGCCUAAUGUUCCUGGAAUCCCAGGUCCUCCACUCAACAACACUGAACCUCUCUCUCCACAACCUUUACAGUCAGAGGCCAAACUGAGACUGAAGGCAGCUUUGACACAACAGCUUCCUCAGAUUACUAAUGGUAAUGGUACCAUUUCUCAAACGAGUGGUGCAGCAACAACCCAACCGGAGGAAACACAUCCACAAUCAUUGCAGGAGGCUGCAACUUCCACAACUCAACCAGUGGGCUCCCCUGCCCAACCAACACUGCAGAUCCAGAGCACUGGUGGCAGGCGGAGGCGUGCAACGAACGAAGACCCAGAUGAGAAAAGGCGGAAGUUUUUAGAGCGUAACCGAGCAGCUGCUUCAAGGUGCAGACAGAAGCGGAAAGUCUGGGUGCAAUCUCUAGAAAAGAAGGCGGAAGAUCUUUGCUCAACAAAUGUGCAACUGCAGAACGAAGUCACCCUGCUGAGAAAUGAAGUGGCUCAGCUGAAACAGCUACUUCUGGCUCAUAAAGAUUGCCCUGUAACAGCCAUGCAGAAGAAAUCUGGCUAUCACAAUGCAGAAAAAGAUGCGAGUACUGUAGACAGCCCGUUACCUGGCAGCCCCCAAACCCAAGUUAUUCAACAUAGUUCCAUCAGCACCUCGAAUGGUGUGAGUCCCACAGCCAUGGCAGAAGCUGUGGCCACGUCAGUUCUGACUCAGAUGGCAGACCAGAGUUCCGAGAUGAACCUGCCCGUCCAGUCUCAUGUUGUCAUGGCCCCUUCGUCUCAGUCUCAACCUUCAGGGAGUUGAUUGGAUGUACUAUGUGCACUACAGAAAAUAGCAGACGUCCCAUCAGUGACUGUAAAAUGGAAAAUUGGGGACUGAGGAGACCGAAUCUCCAACACAAAUAAUGUUUUCAUGUUUAGUUGCUUUUUUUUUAUUUGUUACAUUUCAGAUGUGGCUCGAGCAAUGUAAGCAAAGUGAAUGCUUGGUUGCAGCCUUGAAAGAAAUAUCUUUUAGUCAUCAUUGUCUGGUCCAUAAAUGCCACUGGCACUUUGUUUUGUAUUCUUAAAAUAACACCUGCUUAUGUUUUUUCGUGUUUGGGUGGGUGCGGGAAGGAGGAAGGGAGUAAUCUUCCAAAGUCACAAGUUUGUUCCGUGCCAGUUGAAAAUCAAAAUUAUGUUUAAAAAGUGAGAAUUCAUUGGCUUCUGCUGUGCAGUUUUGUGAAUAACGGAGUGAGUGACUUAAAAGGUUGGUCCAAAGACUGUGAAAAAUGUAUCAAAUCUUGUUUGUACCAUACCAAAGCUCCACAUAGGCUAAAUUGAUCUGUGUUGUUGAUCGCAUGGUCAUAACAUACGAUCAGCGGUCCAAGAAUAAUUCAGCUACCAUUCUCUGACAGAUAAGCUUCACAUUGGAGCAAAGGAAAUUUAAAUUAUAUUGAUUCAAAUAGAUUGGACUUUUGUUAAAAAUUCAAGUAGAGAGCUUAUGUUGACCUGCAAGUAGUUUAACACCUACUAUCUAACUAAAUAAUUAAUCGUUGCUCAAUAAUUUCUUGGAUCACUGAUCAGGCUCUUGGAGGAGAUUUUACUCUCCGACCUAACCAUGACUUUGUUUUUAUUCAAUUUGCCUUUUCUAAUUUGCACAUUAUAAGGGGAGUGAGAGGUUGGGAAUAAGUAGGUUUCCUAUAAAUUUUAUUUCAUUAUCCUUUUUAUCAUGCCAUUUUAAUUCGGUAUUGUCAGUACAUUUAGAUUUUUUUAUUUUAUUUUUGAAAGAAAAUAACUUGCCUGAAAACCUCAGCAGUUCUGUUGAGGAUUGAGGUGAUGCAUUGUGAGUGGGUCAAUGGUUUUGACCAACUAGGAACGUUGCCUUUAAAUGUCACACUGGUGGAUUCCUAUUUAAAAUGACUAUGUAUACAAAUAAUGAAUAUUGAUUAUUAACAUUCCAUGUGCAGUUUGAUUGUUACUGAUGAGAUUGAUUGUAUGUUACCUUUCUUCUCAUUAUCAAAACAUCUGUGAGAUGUUGAUUUUACUAAAUGUGCCAUGAACACUGUAGUGACUUCUUAGUCAUACUCAUGUAACACAGGGACAGCAUAAGAAAUUACAACAAGAAUCUUAUGCUAUUUAUUGUCAACACUGAGAUAAAUAACCGUUAAAAGGAGGAAGAAAGAUGUAUCCAAACAAAGGAGCGCCAACAGCAGUUUAAAGAAGAUGUUUUUAUAUGUGUGUAAAUAUAAUCUGCUGGGGUGAAAGCAUUGUGCUGCCACAUGGAGUGAUGGAUAGCAAAAUUAACAUGACAUGGAAUGUGACUUCUCCAGAACAGCUUUACAGUUCUUCUGGUUUAUAAACGUGUAAUUGGUCAGAAUAGAAAAUAGGAAGCUGAGACGGGCUGAGAAAGAUUUGCUGGGGCCUCUGAAGAAAACCUCUUCUCGACAUGUAAUGGUAGACUAGGUACUUUUGUGAUGGUUAUCAAUUACACUAUUGUACAGGAUCCAUUUCAUCAACAUUCUUGUUUUACAGACUAUUAUCUGUCAACAAAACCUUGUGUCUUUACCUUCCUGAUUACAGGCUUCCAUUUCUACAGAGGUAGCUUGUGGUGUGCUCUUCCUCUUUGUGCAAUUUGCAUGAAUAAGUUCUCCAAGAGAAUAAAAUAAUUUAUCUACAAAGUACACGUCAAUAAACUGUUUUUAAAUGCUAA